GUGAGUGAGACACAGAGAGAGAGAGAGAGGGGGAGGGGGAAAAAAGACAGGAGGACCAGACUACAUGCGUCCAGACCCCUUCACGCCACUAACGUGGAAUCUUUUCUGGAUAUUUUCCCCCCCGCGUUAUUCCAUCCUUCACCGUUGCCGUUUUUUUUUCUUUUCUUGAAUGAAUCGGAGAAGAACGUGACUGGCAUCACCAAAAUCUCUGACAUGCCCAUUCUCACGCACAGUCACGCGAAUGGAUCCGCACGGGCAUGAGGGGAGAUGCGUUCGCUUUAUUUUAACGUCCACUCCAAACUGAGAGAAAUAAGGAAGUUGAUAGACAUCUGGGAUCGUGACAGCAUGGAUGGAUCUUGUGCGCUAUUUGGCGCAUUCGGCGCGCACCGCGCUCCCAGGACACGGUGGUGGUGGAGCUGUAAGGUGUUCUUUUUGCUCACACUUUGCUUUCACAACUACCUGAGCUCCCUGCUGGACUGUCCGCCCACCUGCACCUGCUCCACCACGGAGAUCUACUGCAAUAAGUCCGACGGAAGCAAAUUCUUCCCGCUGCUCUCCUUCCAGGGCACCGGGGGCGCAGGGAACAGCACGGGGGGCAUCGAGGACCUUUUUCAGAACAUCACCUCCAUACAUAUUGAAAACUGGACGGGUCUUCAGGUCUUGAGGGACGUGGACAUAGAGCUCUACACCGGCUUAGAGAGGCUCACUAUCACCAGGAGCAGUCUGCACACCAUUCAAACUCGUGUGUUCUCCAAGAAUCCCCAUCUGCGCCACAUAAACCUGUCCAGGAACCCCAUGUUGACCACACUGUCCUGGCAGAUCUUUGACCAUCUGCCGCUCUUUGAACUUCAUUUAGAGGAGGUGGUGUUCGCCUGCGGCUGUGAGAUUCGCUGGCUGCAGCUAUGGCAACAGAGAGGGGAGGCGGGUCUUAGCAGCCAACAGUUGUACUGUACCGACGGCUACAGGAAGAUACUUCUGCAAGAUAUGAAUAUAAGCAGCUGUGACCUGCCUGAUAUCAGUGUCAGCCACAGCAACCUCACAGUUAUCGAGGGGGAUCGUGUAACGGCCAUUUGCAAUGGCUCUGGAUCCCCAUUACCAGAGGUGGACUGGCCCGUCAACGGCCUGCACUCCAUCAACGCACAAGAGGUUAGGUGUGAACACGCACUUAUUCACCAGGAUGGGUUGAACAGCUGUAAAGGACAUCUUCCUGUUUCCUAUGUUUCUGCAGUUCCUCCAUCUAUCAUAAGGCUGAAGGAGCCAGAGCGCCGCCAUGACACCUGCAUAGAAUUCACCGUCCGGGGGUCGCCCCACCCGACCUUACGGUGGUUCCGCAAAGACCAGGAAAUUCCCCACUCCGAGUACAUUCGGACUGAUAUGGACAUUUUUCAAGACUACAUCGAAGGCUGUCUUACCUUUAAAAACCCCACCCACCACGACAACGGCAACUACACCCUGGAAGCCACCAACUACCUGGGCGUAGCCACCAGCACCGUGUACGGUCAUUUCCUGGACAGACCCUUCGAUGGUUCGACGGAUUAUGAUUACGUAACUCCUCCAACUCCAGAGCCUGAAAAAACUGAAGAGGACACAACUGGGAUCUCCAUAGCAGUCGGCCUGGCAGGAUUCGCCUGUGUGAUGCUGGUGGUUCUCUUUCUCCUCAUCAACAAGUACGGACGGCGCUCUAAGUUUGGCAUGAAAGGUAAGAAGCCAGGAGUUCAGUCAACACAAAAAUACUUUUUUUUAAAUUUUUCUUCAACUUCAGCAGUUUACUUUUUGGGGGUUUAGUGGCUUUUUUCGAGCAGCGGAGGAUUACAGCAGCAUGAUGUAGGCUCACAAUCUGUCCCUCUCAGCUGGCACCUCGAGCUGUGUUUGCAGACUGUAAAUCUCAGAGAUGGUAAAAAGUAAACUGCCCACACAGCCCGUGUUUACUGACGUGACCCCGCCACGAUGACGACAGCGCGUCAUCAUCGUGUCAUAGGUCAUGUGGUCUCCAGGCGUGGAGAUGGUUUGGCCGUGAGCGGAGGAGAGGUGGUGAUUACGAUUGUAAUAUAAGGAUGUCCGAUAUUAACUUUAGUGCCGAUAUUGUCCAAACACUUAAUUUCCGAUAUCCCGA
Cynoglossus semilaevis (tongue sole) is the source of this 2113-nucleotide messenger RNA. Its product is annotated as NT-3 growth factor receptor-like. The record is from RefSeq and is a predicted model, not a curated record. Bases 268 to 1785 code for a protein of 505 amino acids. NCBI's taxonomy places the organism in Eukaryota, Metazoa, Chordata, Actinopteri, Pleuronectiformes, Cynoglossidae. Gene Ontology annotation, molecular function: transmembrane receptor protein tyrosine kinase activity; protein binding; ATP binding. The transcript has 12 exons. Gene Ontology annotation, cellular component: plasma membrane. Gene Ontology annotation, biological process: cell surface receptor protein tyrosine kinase signaling pathway; protein phosphorylation.